GGUGGUAAGCAAGAGAGGAAGAGAAAAUAUCCGCGUUUAGCCCCAAAAUUCGAGUUUUCCCUCGCGAGUGAUACGACGUUCGAUGUGAUCCAAGUGUCCAUGCGAUCCUCAGCAGUGACCUGAGAUUGCAUGUAGCAUUCUUUGGAUUAUCCCUCGUUUAGUGCACCAACCAGAAGCUGAAAAAGACCGCAAUGUGUCCCAUAUCAACAAAGCAGACAAAGGCACCCAAGGAGAAAAGGAGGAAUUCUGAACGACGCAAGGAAAAAUCGAGGGAUGCUGCAAGAUGCCGCCGUGGACGAGAGACGGAAAUCUUCACCUCCCUGGCGCAGGCCCUGCCGCUGGCCCCUGGAAGCUGCAACACCCUGGACAAAGCCUCAGUGAUGCGCCUCACCAUCUCCUAUCUCAAAGCACGGAGAGUGGCCGAACUUGUUCCAACCAGAAGUCUGGCAGUCACUGGUGGAGCAGAUGGUGAAUUUCUGCAAGCACUGCAAGGCUUCUUGCUCGUGGUUUCGUCGGACGGUGACAUGGUUUUCCUUUCGGAGAAUGUUAGUCAACACUUAGGAUUAUCCCAAAUGGAUCUGAUGGGGAACAGCAUUUUCGAAUUCAGCCAUCCAUGCGACCACGACGAACUGCGAGAAGUGUUGGGGCUCGCCAAGAGCGGGAACAAGGCCAGCUCCAAAUCAGUGGCGCCAAAAGAGUCACUGCUGCCCCAGUCGUUUUUCCUGCGAAUGAAGUGCACCCUCACUACCAAAGGCAGAAACGUUAACCUGAAAUCUGCCUCUUACAAAGUCAUUCACUGCACCGGACACGUACUCCGCAAACCAAGGAUUAAAGAGGAGGUGGACGAUGGCCACAGUUCGAGCAGUAAUAAGAAGCGCGAGAGCUCUGCCAAAGAUGACCCAUUGCAGAGGUGCUUGGUUGCAAUUGGAGAACCGAUUCCUCACCCAGCCAACAUUGAAAUCCCGUUGGACAAACAAACCUUCCUCAGCAAACACUCUCUCGACAUGAAGUUUACUUACGCUGAUGACAAUAUUGGGGAGUUCCUCGGCUACGACCCUGAUGACCUGAUCGACCGAUCUUUCUUUGAGUUCCAUCAUGCUCUGGACCACGAGAUCAUCCACAAGGGCUUCAAAAAUUUGUUCGCCAAGGGCCAGAGCGAAAUCGGUCGCUACCGCUUCCUGGCACAGGGCGGCGGCUAUGUGUGGGUGCUCACGCAGGCCACCCUUCUGCACGGCGGCAAGGCGCAGCAGCCCAUCAGCGUCGUGUGCGUCAAUUUCGUCAUAAGCGGAGUCGAGGCUGGUGAUGAGGUGUGCUCCGUCAACCAGUUGACCAGCGUGAAGGACGACGAGCCACCCCCGCUGCUGCCCCCGACCGCCCCCGUUGAGAGUAAACCCCAGCAAAAGCCGCCGCCGCCGCAGCAGCAGCAGCCGCCGUCGCCGGCGAGGUCCUUGGCCGCGUCGCCGUCGCUCCUGCCCUACCCACUGCCGCAAGCGGCCACCUCCAAAAUCUUCAUGCCGCGCACAGAGGACAUGAGCAAGGGAUUCCUAACCUUCUCAGAUGACGAACCUGGCCUCACAUUGCUCAAAGAGGAGCCGGAGGACCUCACUCAUCUGGCUCCGAUGGCCGGUGACGUGGACAUCCCCCUGGACGGUCCAGCGUUCCUCGAGGAUGACGUCUUCAACGAGUUCAUGAUGGCCAACUACUGUCCGCUCGACUUGCAGUCGUCCGAGGACGAAAUUGACUCGGCUUCGGGGUCCAACUGCAGUCCGCACGACCCCUUCCUGACGUACCGCUCCGACAACAGCAACCAGUCGUCACCGGACCCCAAACUCAAUUCGCCGGUGCAGAGUUCUGAUCGAGACAGUUUGCCGUCGCUGUGCAGUCCCGACUCCAAAGACUCGGCAAAGCUGAUAGACGAGGAUGACGAGCUGACCUUCCGCGCGCCCUAUAUUCCAAUGAGCCCGGGAGACACGGAACUUCCAUUCCUCAUCUCACCAGACCCGAUUUGGUGCGCGCUCUCGCCGUCGGACAGGCCGCCAGACACUCCCAAGUCGAUGCAACUGUCGCCAGUCCCAUCCGACAGCAGUUCCAAGAGCUGCUGGAGCUCGCAAGACAGCCCGCCGAGUCUCAACUCGAAUCUAGCCCAGUUGCUGCUCGGCGAGGCAGCAAAGCCCGAAUCGCCCACGCCAAUGCUCCACGAGGAGGAUAAACUUCCCACCACCAUCAUGACUCAGUUGCUGCAAAAAGUGAAAAUUCCCAAUCAGGGAGGCCGGAUAGCAGGCUCCCCGCAGAAAUCAAAACGGCAAGCACAAGAUUUCCUUCUGGCCGAGGAGCCGAAGAGGGCCAAGCAUUCUUCAGAGCUGCUGCAGCGCCUGAUCGCUCCGAAAAAUGUCGACUGGGCGGAUGAGGGCAUCAAAAGCAAGAGCAACAACAGUGUCCUGAUGAAUCUGCUGGACGACCAGCCGCCCCCUCUGGAAGAAGUUGCAUACGUGGAGGGCGGCAAGAUGGGUCUGCCGAUCGGAGUGCCGCCUCCGGUCGUUGCCCGCGCCUCUCCUGACCUGAUGCUGUCGGACGUGGAGGCGGUGCUUCGCUACCUGAACUCUGAAUAGCCCCCGUGCACGCAGCAUGGCGACGGGGCUGAGUAGUUGCGGGGUCAAUGGGGGCCGCCGGGGGGCCUGCUCGAGUACGGUGGCCGUCGCACCUGGGAUCUACACUCUCGCCUGAAAGGGGCAGACCGAUCACGGCAGGCCCACCCACACGCCUCCGACACCCUUCUAGCUCAGAAUCUCGCGCGCGCAUUUCAUUUUGCAAUUUCAAACAAGUACGGUGUGUUGAAAUCGCCAUGCUGCACCCCCUCUGCCCUUUAUUGUUCACUCUUUUCUGUGUACCCCAACCCCGUUUUUAAUUUUGACGGUUUUGAGCAUGCUUUUCUCUUUUUGGGUUGGAAUCAAACCGAUUUUUCUGCACCCUCCCGACGUGUUGAUUGCGUUGGGAAGGAUUAUUAUCGUCGUAUAUAUAUACAUUAAUAUUCGCGUACACGUGCUUUUUUUCUCUUGUUUUCGGCCAGAAAAACAAUUUAUUUCUCCCCGCAGCGGUGCAACAUUUGCACGGAGCAGGAGUUUUCGGUGGUUUUACUUUCCUUUGUGUUUCUUAUCGAUGGUUCAAACAAUUAGUUAGCUUUUAAAUCAGUGUUUUCUCUGAGGAAAUGUUCAAAUAAUAUGUUUCUGGCUCUUUGGAAUAUAUCUAGUGUCAAAAUGUAGUGCACUUUGGAUAGAAAAGUGUCUAGUGCACGUCGCAUUGUGUCAAGUGGUCAAAACAAAAUGAAUAACAAUGAUUAUUUACUGCCAGGAGGGUGCACUAAUUCGCAUAUACACAAGGAAAAUAUAGUUGAUCUAUAUUCUAUACCUUUAUCGAGUGGUGAACACGCAGGUAACAAAACGGAUUAGUGCUCAUAUUUGUAUUAAAGGUAGAAAGAGGAAAACUAAAAAUAGUAACCCCUAUGUAGCAAACUUAAAAUUAGCGUUACUUUCUGUUUAAAACAAAAACUAACCUUUUCUUGCAAAUUUAGAGAUAUACGUUAUUAAUUAACUUUUUGGUACAAUAAUCACUGGACGCUGAGGUAGCUCUUGGUAAUGAUUGAAAAGAAGUACAACACAUAUUAGUAGCUGUAGCAUCGUCUUCUUUUCAUUGACCUUUCAAUGGCGGAGGCACGAGCGAUUUUGCGGAAGCUGGGACCGUCUCGGAUCAGAGACGGUGUUGAGUGGGUUCUUAAAGUGUGAUCACCUAGGUGUAAUCGAAUUGGCUAUAGAUUAUCUUUGAGCUUUUUUACAAAGCACCCUAAAUUCGCGAGCAAAUAUAUUUUUAACGCUGCAAAUGCCAGUUUUUGCUUUCAUCCCCUUUGUGAGGAUUAGAGAACAAGGUUUUCUUUUCUUUUCAUUGCCAUUAAACUUUCACGCGCUCAUGUCGGAGUUAAAAUAAAUGAAUCCGAAUUUCGAACGUCUCUAGAAAUUCCGCUUUUCCAGGAAUCAGUGAAUCGAAUAGCCGGUCUGCUGGCUUGACCUAAAAUCGUACACAUUGAAACGAAUCUGUUGUGUAACUCAUUCAUGAUUCGCUCGUUUUGUAAUUAGUCGUAAGAGAAGGAAAUAUAUAUUGUUAAGAAGCAACACACACACACACGUAAAAUAGUAAUGUUUUCAUUUUGUUGCAAAUUCCUCGGAUCACACACAGAGGUUAAAUGAUAUUUUACUAGACAAAAUCUCGAGGGAAAUGCAGCAGAUUGAAAUUGUAACUUCUUCUUAUUGCACAACCCCUGUGCAUUUUUAUUUUUCUGCGAAAAAUAUGCUAUUUAGUGGGAGCAAUUAUUACAGUCUUUGGAAAAUUGUGUCUUCUUUGUUUAUGGUAAUCUAAAACUGUGAAACAAAAAAAUUGCAAAAGUAGCCGUCUCUAUUUCAAAUUUGAUUCUAACCCGCGAUUAAUUUUUAUCAAUUUAACGCUACCUUCGGUUUGUGUGGUGUUCCAAUUAUGCCUAUAAUAGCUCUUCAUCUGUAAUGUCGUUAUCAAUACCCUAAUUUUUAUCCUGUAAACGCUAUGGUUUAUUCAAAUAAAGGAUACUGUUGCAAAA
This is a messenger RNA of Cloeon dipterum, 4621 nucleotides long. Its product is annotated as hypoxia-inducible factor 1-alpha-like. Gene Ontology annotation, cellular component: cytoplasm; nucleus; transcription regulator complex. NCBI's taxonomy places the organism in Eukaryota, Metazoa, Arthropoda, Insecta, Ephemeroptera, Baetidae. Gene Ontology annotation, biological process: cellular response to hypoxia; regulation of transcription by RNA polymerase II. The transcript is spliced from 13 exons. The record is from RefSeq and is a predicted model, not a curated record. Gene Ontology annotation, molecular function: RNA polymerase II transcription regulatory region sequence-specific DNA binding; protein dimerization activity; DNA-binding transcription factor activity, RNA polymerase II-specific. The coding region runs from base 192 to 2609 and encodes 805 amino acids.